Messenger RNA from Peromyscus eremicus (cactus mouse), 1098 nucleotides. RefSeq names its product potassium two pore domain channel subfamily K member 16 (gene Kcnk16). Gene Ontology annotation, molecular function: potassium ion leak channel activity. Gene Ontology annotation, cellular component: membrane. Gene Ontology annotation, biological process: stabilization of membrane potential; potassium ion transmembrane transport. The record is from RefSeq and is a predicted model, not a curated record. Lineage: Eukaryota; Metazoa; Chordata; Mammalia; Rodentia; Cricetidae.
AUGCCCUGCGUUGGGCUCUGCAGCUGUUGGGGUGGCCGGGUACUGCCCUUGCUUACGGCCUAUGUCUGCUACCUGCUGCUUGGGGCCACCAUCUUUCGGCCGCUGGAGAAACAGGCAGCGGCUCAAUCCAGGGACCGGUUCCAGCUGGAAAAGCUGUGCUUCCUAGAGAACUACAGCUUUCUGGACCAGCAGGGUGUGCUCCUGGGCGGAGACACAGAUAAAGGUGAGGACCAACUGUCAUACCAGACUCGCUCCCUCGCUGAGCUGGUGGACAAUGGCCAAGCACGUUGGCAGAGUGAUAACUGGGCACUAGUCCUCCGGGAAGCCUGGGUGAAAGGCAUGAACCCCAAAGGCAACUCCGCCAACCCCUGUAACGGGGACUUCGGAAGCAGUUUCUUCUUGGCAGGCACAGUGGUCACCACCAUAGGCUAUGGAAACCUGGCGCCCCACACAGAGAUGGGGCAGGCCUUUUGUGUCUUCUAUGCCCUGCUAGGCAUCUCGCUCAGCGUGGUCUUCCUCAACCUGACCACAUUGGACAGGUGGGAGGACCAUCUCAGGCAUUCCCAGCUCCUGCAGAUCCUGGGCCUUGCUCUGUUCCUGAUCCUGGGGACUCUGGUCAUCCUCAUCUUCCCACCCAUGUUAUUCAGCCAUGUGGAGGGCUGGAGCUUUGGCGAAGGCUUCUACUUUGCCUUCAUCACCCUCAGCGCCAUUGGCUUCGGGGACUACGUUGUCGGUGAGAAUGAAAUAAUUAGACCCAGCAAGCAUUACAUCACCAUGUACCGGAGUCUGGCAGCUGUAUGGAUCCUCCUAGGGCUGGCAUGGCUGCGUGUCCUCAGCCUGGGGUUCCUGCUUCUGCACAGGUGCCCCCGUCUCUGGCUGCUCAUCAGAGGUCUGGACCUCAAGGAUGGAGGAGACCCUGACCCUGACGCCAGACCUCAGGAAAUCCCCAAGUGUUCCAGCCACCCAUCCUGCCUCACCACCCCAAGCCUACGUCAUCCCCUGCCCUUCCUCUCCAACCCACACACUUCCCACAAAGGGUGUCUGGAAGGACUGGACACAUGGAGAGGCAGCCCCAGUGCCUCACCCCCAGAGCGUUGA